AUGGCAGGCGAAAUCCAGUUCUCUGCCGUCCUCGGUCUCCAAAACGAAAAACGACUCGACAGACGGCAUUAUCGCGAGGUCAUCUGUCUUCCCCCUCCCUGCAGUGCAACAUGUAACUAUGCGGGCGAGAAUACCCCGUACUAUUGCCUGGAGGGAUUGGACGAAAAGCGCAGAGCCUGCCGGGCUAAAGGCCAAGCCGUCGCAUCGUCUGCCGGCCAGCUCGUGUCCAAGGCACGACUCGCAAGUGGCGUGAAAUGGACGAAUGGGUGGCCGACACACACCACGCUGGCACCACAGGCUAUUGAUGCAGCUCUCGUCGCUCUUAUCGAGCCAACUGGAUAUUCACCUGGGUAA
Molecule: messenger RNA, 354 nt
Organism: Trichoderma aggressivum f. europaeum
Lineage: Eukaryota; Fungi; Ascomycota; Sordariomycetes; Hypocreales; Hypocreaceae
Exons: 2
Coding region: 1-354 (117 amino acids)
Source: RefSeq, a predicted model, not a curated record